CCAUUAUUUACAGUUAGAAGGCGCGAGGCACGUGAGAAUCGAUAGUUCGCUUGUUGCGUCCUGUAUGUUUGAUAGUGUUAAUAUCUGUUUUCACCGCACUCAAGCAUAAAAAUGCCGUCACGUGGAGAAGACAUUCUCAAGGGCUUUCAGGUUAAUUGGAUGAACCUGCGAGAUGCCGAUAACGGGAAGAUCCUCUGGCAGGGCAACGAAGACUUAUCUGUACCCGACGUGGAGCACGAGGCACGUGUGCCGAAGAAGAUCUUGCGAUGCCGCGCGGUAUCGAGAGAGAUCAACUUCAGCUCCUCGGAACCGAUGGAGAGGUUUCGCCUGGAACAGAAAGUAUUGUUCAAAGGCCGUUGCUUAGAAGAGUGGUUCUUCGAGUUCGGAUUCGUUAUUCCCAAUAGCACCAACACAUGGCAGAGUUUAAUUCAAGCUGCUCCAGAAAGUCAAAUGAUGCCAGCUAAUGUAUUGAAUGGCAACGUUGUGAUAGAAACGAAAUUCUUCGACGAUGAUCUCUUAGUGUCUACUAGUCGAGUCCGUCUCUUCUACGUUUAAGGCAUCUAAUUUUCUCUUCUACGUUUAAAGCAUCUAAUUUUCGAAUGGUCCUCAUGUUUAUAUAUACACGUACAUGUGUGUAUUAACGGGACCAAUCACAGCGUGAAAUGUUGUCAAUGUACAAAAUAAGAGAACACACAUCGCCAGGUUCUCUCACGGACGUAUCAAUUUUUAUCUCUUCUUUUACUCUAUUUCCUACAUUUAUUACUUCUUACGUUCAUAUAUAUACAUAUAUUGAGUAAGGCGCCAACGAUCUCAUAAUUCUAUAAUAACCUACACGCAGUUGUGUGAAUUCGAGCACACCGAAUUACGAAAUUGUUUUCGCAGCAUUUUCGCUUGCGUAAGGCCUACUGUAUACUUAGAUAAUAAAUAGCGUAUUUUUCACUGUUGGAGAUACAAGAUUCACCUUGUUAACACACGCGAGUAUUUUAUUUAUUACAUAUUUAUUACGUAUUUACUGAAUAAAUAUAAGAGAUUUUUUGUAUAUAUUGUGAUACACUACACCACACGAGCAAUAAAGUUGACAAAGUUCAA
Odontomachus brunneus is the source of this 1089-nucleotide messenger RNA. RefSeq names its product retinal rod rhodopsin-sensitive cGMP 3',5'-cyclic phosphodiesterase subunit delta (gene PrBP). Bases 112 to 555 code for a protein of 147 amino acids. Gene Ontology annotation, biological process: sensory perception of light stimulus. The transcript is spliced from 4 exons. Gene Ontology annotation, cellular component: cytoplasm. The record is from RefSeq and is a predicted model, not a curated record. NCBI's taxonomy places the organism in Eukaryota, Metazoa, Arthropoda, Insecta, Hymenoptera, Formicidae.